This is a messenger RNA of Pteronotus mesoamericanus, 2652 nucleotides long. It is a transcript of the gene COG7, whose product is annotated as component of oligomeric golgi complex 7. The coding region runs from base 111 to 2423 and encodes 770 amino acids. Lineage: Eukaryota; Metazoa; Chordata; Mammalia; Chiroptera; Mormoopidae. The record is from RefSeq and is a predicted model, not a curated record. Gene Ontology annotation, biological process: Golgi organization; intracellular protein transport; retrograde vesicle-mediated transport, Golgi to endoplasmic reticulum. The transcript has 17 exons. Gene Ontology annotation, cellular component: COG complex.
CGCGCGGCGAGGGUCAUUCCCAGGCAACGACCUCGGAUUGGUGACGCGGGAGGUGUUCUGGAGAGGUGCUGCGUUGUCAUAGGGCCGCCGGGGCUGUGGUGGACUUGGUCAUGGACUACUCCAGGUUCCUGGCCGAGGACUUCGACGUGAAGGAGUGGAUCAACGCGGCCUUCAGGGCCGGCCCCAAGGAGGCGGCGGCGGGGAAGGUGGACGGGCAUGCGGCCACCUUGGUUAUGAAGCUGCAGCUGUUUAUCCAGGAGGUGAACCAUGCCGUGGAGGAAACAAGUCUCCAGGCCCUUCAGAACAUGCCCAAAGUGCUCCGUGAUGUGGAAGCCCUUAAACAGGAGGCAUCUUUUCUGAAAGAGCAAAUGAUUCUUGUCAAAGAGGACAUUAAAAAAUUUGAACAGGACACAUCCCAGUCAAUGCAGGUGUUGGUAGAAAUCGACCAGGUGAAGUCCAGGAUGCAGCUUGCAGCUGAGUCCCUUCAAGAAGCAGAUAAGUGGAGCACGUUGAGUGCUGAUAUCGAGGAGACGUUCAAGACUCAAGAUAUAGCUGUGAUUUCUGCCAAGCUAACAGGCAUGCAAAACAGCUUAAUGAUGCUCAUUGACACACCAGACUACUCAGAAAAAUGUGUGCACCUGGAGGCCUUGAAAAACAGGUUGGAGGCCUUGGCUAGCCCCCAGAUCGUGGCGGCGUUCACCUCGCAGUCUGUAGAGCAAUCCAAAAUGUUUGUGAAGGUGUUUACUGAAAUUGACCGGAUGCCCCAACUUCUUGCAUACUACUACAAGUGUCACAAGGCGCAGCUUGUAGCAGCCUGGCAAGAGUUGUGCCAGAGUGACCUACCCCUGGACCGGCAGCUCACUGGACUCUACGAUGCCUUACUUGGAGCUUGGCACACACAAAUCCAAUGGGCUACUCAGGUUUUCAAGAACCCCUGCGAGGUGGUGACUGUGCUGCUGAUUCAGACCCUGGGGGAUUUGACACCCUCUCUGCCCAUGUGCCUUGCCUCCAGUGUCGAGCGGGCGGGGCCUGAGCUGGAGCUCCCCAAGCUGCUGGAGUUGUACGCCACCACCGCCCACUUUGCCAAGGGGCUGGAGAUGGCACUGCUUCCCCACUCACAUGAGCACAACCUGGCGAAAGUUGUGGAGCUGGUGAGCACCGUGUACAGUCCAUACAAACCCUACCAGCUCAAGUACGGUGACAUGGAAACCAGAAACCUCCUCAUCCAGAUCAGCAUGGUGCCUCUGGAGCACGGGGAAGUCAUUGACUGCGUGCAGGAGCUGAGCCACUCUGUGAGCAAGCUCUUCGGCCUGGCAUCUGCAGCGGUUGACAGAUGUGUCAGAUUCACUAACGGCCUGGGGACAUGCGGCCUGCUGACAGCCCUGAAGUCUCUCUUUGCCAAGUAUGUGUCUGAUUUCACCAGCACUCUCCACUCCAUACGGAAGAAGUGCAAGCUGGAUGACAUUCCUCCCAACUCCCUUUUUCAAGAAGAUUGGACAGCCUUUCAGAACUCCAUUAGGAUAAUAGCUACCUGCGGAGAGCUCUUGAGACAAUGUGGGGACUUCGAGCAGCAGCUGGCAAACAGGAUUUUGUCCACAGCUGGGAAGUAUCUGUCUGACUCCUAUAGCCCUCGGAGCCUGACAGGGUUUCAGGACAGCAUCUUGACAGACAAGAAGAGCUCUACCAAGAACCCAUGGCAAGAAUAUAAUUACCUCCAGAAAGAUAACCCUGCUGAAUACACCAGCUUAAUGGAAGUACUUUAUACCCUCAAGGAAAAAGGGUCAAGCAACCACAACCUGCUCUCUGGGUCCCAAGCAGCCCUGACUCGGCUUAACCAGCAGGCUCACCAGCUGGCCUUUGACUCUGUCUUCCUGCGUAUCAAACAGCAGCUGCUGCUCCUUCCCAAGAUGGAAAGCUGGAGCACAGCAGGCAUUGGAGAAACCCUGACAGACGCCCUGCCCACCUUCAGCCUCACUCCUCUUGAGUACAUCAGCAAUAUUGGGCAGUAUAUCAUGUCCCUUCCCCUGAACCUGGAGCCAUUUGUGACUCAGGAGGACUCUGCCUUAGAGCUGGCAUUGCAUGCAGGAAAGCUGCCGUUUCCUCCCGAGCAAGGGGAUGAAUUAUCUGAGCUGGACAACAUGGCUGACAACUGGCUGGGCUCGAUCGCCAGAGCCACGAUGCAGACCUACUGUGACGUGAUCCUGCAGAUCCCUGAGCUUACCCCGCACUCCACCAAGCAGCUGGCCACAGACAUCGACUACCUGAUAAAUGUGAUGGAUGCCCUGGGCCUGCAGCCCUCCCGGGCCCUCCAGAACGUUGGGACGCUCCUGAAGACCAAGCCUGAGGACUACAGACAGGUCAGCAAAGGCCUGCCCCGGCGCCUCGCCACCACAGUGGCCGCCAUGCGGAGUGUGGACUGCUGACUCCACACCUGGCCAAGAGGCGGGCCAGGCUGGGCUUCUGGGGUCACGGAGGCUCUCUAGAAUGGCUUCGCUCUAAAACUGCCCAGGAUUGGGCAGAAUCGGCUUUAAAGACUUUCAUUUGUAAUUUCAAAAAAAAAAUAGUUGUAAAUUAGAGGUAUAUUAUUUAUCAGGGAGGAAUUUUCAGAUGAUUUUUUAAAAUGAUGCAGUCUUGAAAAUGGAAUUAUUAAAU